Linum trigynum is the source of this 1791-nucleotide messenger RNA. Lineage: Eukaryota; Viridiplantae; Streptophyta; Magnoliopsida; Malpighiales; Linaceae. The record is from the annotation of a GenBank genome assembly.
AUGCUCUCUGACACGCAUCUCUCCGAACAUUCUCCGGUGACGACUCUGCCUCAGACAGGUCGGCCGCCGGACUCUACAAGCGAUUCGUUUUCAUCGUUGACCUCUUCUCCUAGUGCGCAUCAGGGGGGUUCUCAGAUGAAGGAGGCUACCCCUCAAGCUCUAAGUUACAAGGCAGCUUUGGCAGGUGCCGGGGGUACGGCAUCGCCAAAGCGGAGUAUGUGGACGUUUGUGGGCACUCAAGACAUGGAAGCCGGGGUUUUCAAUGGUGAGCCUGAGCUAAAGAUAUCGCCUGGUUUCAAGGAGAGGUUAUGCCUUCCAUGGAAGAAGACAUUAGUGCUCCGUCUUUUAGGUCGCUCAGUCUCCUACACGUACUUGUGCUCCCAACUUCGGUGGAAAUGGAGACCAGUGGGCAAUCUGGACAUCAUGGAUUUGAAUAAUCAGACCUUUCUGGUGACCUUCAACAACGAUCAGGACUAUCUUCAUGCGCUAACAGGAGGUCCAUGGACAAUCCUCGAUCAUUACCUCCUCGUUCAUGAAUGGUCUCCGAGUUUCAGAACAUCUGACCAGCCCUUCAAAUCGGUGGUCGCAUGGAUCCAAUUUCCCGAACUUCCUGUCCAUUUUUACCAUCGAGAAGUAUUGUUUGCUUUGGGGAACUUAAUCGGGAGAACCAUCAAGUUGGACUAUCAUACUGAACAUCUUGAAAGGGGGAAAUUUGCUCGAUUAGCCGUUGAACUGGACAUGACGAAGCCCUUGGCUACCAGGAUUCGGCUGGAUGGGUUCUGGCAGCAAGUUACUUACGAGAACUUGCCCCAAGUCUGUUUCACAUGCGGCAGAAUCGGACACAAUGAGGAUAGUUGUCCGACGCAGGGGAGCGCAAACUGCCCGUCGACGGUGGCGGUGGGUGAAACGUUGGAAUUCCGGCCACCGCAACAAUCAUCUGAGCCUCCUGCCGGCUACGGGCCGUGGAUGCUUGUGGAGCGGAAAUCACGGAAACCGAAUCGGAAACCAGCCAACAAUCAAGCCCAAACGGUAACAAAUCAACUAGGCAUUGGGGGAAACUUCGAGAGAAUCGUGGCAAAGAAUAGUCACUCCGGGAAAGGUGAGCUAGUAAAGGCUAAUAGGGAAGGAAAAGGAAAGGCUAUGGGAAUAGAGCAAAGAAAGGAAGGGAAUGACAAACUGAAGGGGAAAGUGAAGGGUGGUGGCACAGAAGGAACGAAUGGGGGAAAGAACCAAGCAGGGCUCCUUGAAUGGAGGCCAGUUGGGCCAAAACAGGGGGAAACAUCCUCCAAAGCCCAAAAUAGCAAUGGUACUGGUAAAUCGAAGGAGGUCCAAAAGGAGGAUCACACUAAAGAGGGACAAGAGGUGGGAAGCCCACCAGUCGUGGACCAAGAAUACAAUAUAGACAUGCGGAUAAGUAACCCGACCGAUACGUCCCAAUCCGCUCCCUCCAUUAAGCAUCGACAACGCAAUAAAAGUUCUGGUCAGAAAGGUGCAGGGGACGGGAAGAAUGGAAUCAAUCUCAAAAUUGGGGUGAAGAAAACAAUCAAAGGCAAUCCCAAACUGAAACGUGAUCUCAAAGAGAGAGUGAUGGCUUCUUCAUCCCCAAUCACGCAGCAGGCGAUCGAAGAGUUUUUGGCGCAAUCUCAGCAGAAGAUGGCGGUGCCGGUGUCCUUGAAAGACUCGAACAAAACCCAAGAGGACGUGCCGAUGGGAGAGGGUCAGACGUCCUCCCCGGAACUUUCGGACGGACAAGAUAGUAGCAAGCUUCCGUCAGCUAUUGUAGAAGGUUAA